Hemiscyllium ocellatum (epaulette shark) is the source of this 1236-nucleotide messenger RNA. RefSeq names its product arginine/serine-rich coiled-coil 1 (gene rsrc1). The record is from RefSeq and is a predicted model, not a curated record. Gene Ontology annotation, biological process: alternative mRNA splicing, via spliceosome. Gene Ontology annotation, cellular component: cytoplasm; nucleus. NCBI's taxonomy places the organism in Eukaryota, Metazoa, Chordata, Chondrichthyes, Orectolobiformes, Hemiscylliidae. The transcript has 10 exons. Bases 110 to 1090 code for a protein of 326 amino acids.
UCGGCUGUACGGGUCUGUUAAGAGAUGGCGCUGUCCUCGAGCCGUGGACCGCAGUCUGUUAUGUUCCGUUAAAGGCCAGCGCUCGCGGAGUUUUGAAAGACAUUGGAAAAUGGGGCGCCACUCCUCAGAUAGUGAAGAUGAUAUCAGAAGUCGUCGUAAAAAGAAACACCGGAGGAAAUCAACUUCCAGCAGUUCUUCAGAUAGCAGAACAUUCACGCGGAAAAAAUCUUGUAGAAGGACAAGAUCACACUCUCGUCACCGCUCCCAUUCACGAUCCAAGGACAGAAGACAUAGACGGCGGUCUAGCAGCAGUUCAUCAUAUGAGGUCCGAAAAAAGCGAAGCAGAUCACGGGAUCGAGGGAAAUCGUACAGAUCACGGCGGUCUAGAUCAAGAAGUAAGAACAGAAGUUCAAGAUCCAGACAUCGCCAGCGGUCCCAUAGUCGAAGCAGUGAACAAUCAAGCCGCAGACGAAGUUACAGUCACAGCAGAUCUAGAGAAAGAGAAAGACGAAAAGCCAGAGACAAAGGACGAGAGAAGGACCGGGAGAAAGAAAAACAGAGGGAAUCAAGAAGUGAUAAAAAGGGGGAUUCUGGCAGCAUCAACGUAGGAUUAGAACAUCUGUCUCCUGCGGAACAAGCCAAAGCAAGAUUACAGUUGGUCCUCCAGGCUGCUGCAAAAGCAGAUGAAGUAUUAAAGGCUAAGGAAAGAAAAGAGGAGGAUGCCAAAAAGAAGAGAGAACAAGAAUAUACCAUUGAAGAACAGGUGAAGCGAGUAAAAAGUAUUGAAGCUAUUGAAAGUGAUUUCUUUAUCCAACAAACCUUUAGAUCUGGCAGAGAUGUAAAAAAGGCACAAGAACCUCCUGAAACCAAGCAUGAAUCCAAUGUGCUGAGCAACAGAACAACUGAUUUUAAUAUUGAAAUCAAGCAAGAGCUUGAUUACAUUCCUUCUACAAUCAAGUAUCAAGAUGAUGACUCAUUGGCUCAUCCAAGUUUGUUCCUGGAUAAGAAAGAAGCUGAAGAAAAGUGGUUCAAGAGAUUAAUCACGCUGCGGCAGGAGAAAUUGAUGGGAAGCCCAGUGCCUGGAUUUUGAAUCUAUUUUUCUUAAAUGAUUAAUCCAUCAGCCAAAACGUUCAUUGUGAAAUUAGUGUAUUUCAUUGUUUUAUGAAUUUCCAUUAAGUGUAUUCAUAAGUUGAGGCUCUCUGAUUUAAUAAACUACCUAAUUUGUAUUAGCAAUAA